UUAGCCAAUCAGAGUGCGCGGUGAAUCCAAUCUAAGUUUCAAUAAGGGGAUCAAAGAAGGAAAGCUUUUAAAAACCAGCAAAAUUGCAUUUCAUUUCUAAAUGAAAAGAGUCUUAAUUCAUUGAAGGUUGUGCUUCUGAAGGGUCGGCAUGGACAUUACCGUUGAGCUUACAAAGUAUAGCUACAGAUCAUGUUACUGACAUCGAAUUCGACGAUUUCUUUUAGUCGCAACGAAACUUCACUGGGCCAAAACAACUGCUCCUACUUGAUUGUCGAUUCGACUGCCGAGAGAAUUUCCAAACUUUUCGCUUAUUGUUUUAUUUUACUGGGAAGUUUUUUGGGGAACAUCUCCAUAAUCAUCAUCGUCUACAAACACCGAGAUUUGCGAAAGACAGUGAACUAUUUCAUUUUGAACAUGGCUGUGUCUGACCUGCUGCUCCCGCUGAGUGCUAUCCCUGUUGAAAUCACUCAACUGAUGACUGACUCUCGGCAUUGGAACGUGAGUGGAAUCUUAGGCUCGAUUUUUUGUGCGUCUUAUUAUUUUAUCCGUGAUUUUUCCCUCCAUGUUUCCACUCAAAGCUUGGAGGCUAUCGCAGUGUAUAUUUGGCUUCAUCCGACCUUUGUAUCUAUCGUUCCGUUAUUUGUGAUAACCGUUUUAUAUUUUGUGAUAGCAGUUUCCUUGAAAAAACAGAGUAAAGCCCUCACGGACACCGCACCAAGUCUGCAACGACAUUCACUAAAGAAACGAAGACAAGAUAUUCGAGUGGCGGUUGCUAUCGUAGUUUCGUUUUACAUUUGUGCUAUUCCUCAAACGCUAGUAUAUUUCGUAUCCCACUUGAGACCUUCUUGUGCUUUUUUAACACCAUCUGUUUACUUCAUCGCGAGUUUUGCGUUUUCCUCGUCUACUGUUGUCAAUCCAACAAUUUGCUUGUCAUUUGUUGGAAGUUACCGUCGUGGAUUGAGAAACAUUUUGUGUUCCUUCGUCACGAAGCGGAACAAUAAGGUGACGAAAUGCGAGCAAAUAACUCUUAAGAGAAUAAGGCAUAUUCCUGAUGGAAACUGUGGAUGACACAGGAAACCAAGAGGAAACAUUGGAUGCCUUCUUUGUGGUGAAACUCGUGAGGUGUCAGCAUUUGGCUUAACAAGCACGAAAUCCUUUGAGAAAGGAAGAAACGUCUUUAUCACUGUUCACGACUCGAGGAAGUUAGAAGAAAGAAAUAAGACAACUGAACUUUUGAGAACCUAGUACAAUGCUAUUUCGGGUAAUUUUUUUAAAAUUUGAAACUGGAAGUUUUGGUUCAAUAGAAUUCCUCAUCGGAU
Messenger RNA from Orbicella faveolata, 1319 nucleotides. RefSeq names its product QRFP-like peptide receptor. Gene Ontology annotation, cellular component: membrane. Gene Ontology annotation, molecular function: G protein-coupled receptor activity. Gene Ontology annotation, biological process: G protein-coupled receptor signaling pathway. The record is from RefSeq and is a predicted model, not a curated record. Lineage: Eukaryota; Metazoa; Cnidaria; Anthozoa; Scleractinia; Merulinidae.